GCAUUUUUAAACAGAAAGUCUAGUAGCUCAGUAUGAGACAAAUGUUCAUUUACGCCUCAUACAAUUCACAGACGGUGGUGAUUGUUUUUAGUGCCCCUCCAUUUUUCCACCACCCAAGUACCCUGACUGCAAACGUAGUCCCUGCAACUCCUCCUGCUUGCCACCCUCCUCGCUAGUCGACUUUCCCUUCCCAUCCGCUCUCUCCCACUAUAUCGCGAGAGAUAGGGAGCACAGAAAUAUUCACGUUAGCAACAACUGUUAUAAAAUUAUAUUUAUAUCGAGGAUAUAUGAACGAAUUGUAUAAAACGCUGGCGCGUAUAAAUUACAAUUCUAAUGUAAGCCAACGCAAGAUUACUAAAUGAGUUGUUUUAUUAAUAGCUGGCUAGCUAAUAAUAAUAUCUAGGUAGCUAGCUAGCGAUUCGCCUGUUGUCUGUAGCAAGUAUGGGAGGCUAGCUAACUGUAAGUGGACACUAUUUUGAAGACAAGCGUGUACAAGUUAUUUUAGCCAUCAAGCAUUGGCCUCGAGUAUCUGACUAGGCCGACAAUGGUUUGUGAAUUCCAGCUAACUUCGUUAGCCAGUAACGUCAGUACUAACCAAGCUCUCUGGAUUGUUUACAUCCAGCGCCAGUUUGCAAACUAGCUGGGUAAUGUUGUUAGCUAGCUAACGGGUUUCAUACGCAGUCAGUUGUUUAGUUACAAUAAUCUAGCCAACAAGGUAUUUUAUUUAUUUUGUUGCCAGUAAGGUAGUUAGUUAGCUAUGCCAAACUAUAUUUGGCUUUGCUACAGUGUGGGAAAGUGAUUAAACCACUAGUUGUCUGAACACUGACAAAUCAGUUGAUGUCUCACAAGCAACCAUUUGGUUCUUCACCAUAUCUAGCUACCACAUCUAGUACCGUUAUGUGAAGAUAUCUAGCUAGCUAAUUGAAUGGGUUGUCAGUAAAACGGGUUGCUUAACAAUUUGUUUUUAUGGAUGUAAAGCAUUGACUCAAUUUAAAAAAAACCUGACAACUGUUGUGACCACUAGUCCAACAGACAACAACUACAGGUGGCAACCGGUGCUAGGGGUAUUUGUAUUAGUAACAGUUGAUUAGAUAUUGUAAAUCAUAUUAGAGUUGGUUAUGUCUCUGGAGAAUAUAUGUAACAGGUAAUGUGAUGUAUCACCAUUGAUUGUGCUUGUAUUGUUUUCACAGGCUGCAGUUGUGUUCUUGUGGAUGUGUGGUGGACCGUAAGCAGGGCGGCCACUUGUGAACCUCACCUAUUUACCUCACCUCUGUCUUAUACCUCCUCCCUUACACCGAUUUUACCCUGUCUUUUAUCAUAGAUAUUUUUAAAUGUAUGAAAGCAUGUUGCACAGAGACAGACCCCCUAUAUUUCUACCUCGUCUCAGUCUGUGCUCAUCAGUGUGUUACAGUAGUCUUUUAGCUGAAGGUUUUAAAUGGGGGUGAAUCUACUCUAUGCCUGGCAUAGUACGGUACUUGAAUUCCCACCCGUUUGUAAAUUAGCCCUGAGGAGCUGUGCAGGUUUCAUUAAUUAACCUUAAGUGAUAAACCAAAUAGCAGCCAGCUAGUUGGCCAAUCAGCCCCCUCCCCUCACGCCCUCCUGGUAGAAUGAACGGCUCUCUUUUAACCCCACCUAGCCCGCGGGCAGCCAACUCCUCCCCGCUGCCCCUUUCACCCUCCCCUUCUCCGUCCCCUCCAUCCCCCUCCCUGUUGCCCAUGUUCCCUCGGCCACCCCCCCUGCCCCCUCCCUUGGCCCAGCCUCACCCCUCCUCGCUGUCGGACACCCCCACACCCUCCCCCUGCCUGAGCUGGACGGAGUUCUGUGAGCUGCAUGCCCGCAUGGCGGCCGGGGACUUUGCCCGCCACUUCCGGGCGUUCCUCCUGGAGAACCCUCACUACUCCCCCGACUCUGCUGCCGCCUUCUGUCGCCGCUUCACUGACCGCUUUGUCCGACAUUUCCAGAGCGAACUGGAGGGGGUGGCCGGGGCGCUGGGUACAGCCCCUGGGAUGGAGGCGGGGAGCUGGGCCCCCCAAUCAGACGCCACCUCCCUGGAAGAGGAGGCGGUCUCUCCCCCUCCUGUCACCGAGGGAGCCUCCUACCACCCCUGUGCCCCAGCCAACCCGGUGAGAGCCCUGCCCAAGCCUGCCUCCACACGACUGGUGUUGGAAACCAGAAGUGGGGACCAAUUUCAAGACUCCUAUGCUGUCACAACGGUCCUCCCCCCAUCCUCCUCCUCCUCCUGCUCCUCCUCAGUGGGAGGAGGAAACAACGGCAGGCGGGAAGAGAGGGGUGCCCCAGUUACUGUUAAACACUUCACUGGCGUCGGCCCAGGAAAUGGAGAAACGACAGCCGAGGAAGAGGACAGCUGGGCGGGCGUAACGGUCAUGGAGGAGGAGGUGGAGCCAGAUGAGGGGGAGGAGGAGCUGGAAGUUUGCUUGGACAAUGAAGACCCCUCCCAUAUGCCCCAAACGCCUGCCUCCCCUUGCUCCGACACAACUCCUCCCCGCUCCAAAGGUAAUGGCACCCCGGCCUCGGCAGGAAGCCAGUCCAAAACCAAACUGAAGAAGCGCUUCUCUCUGCGGAGUGUUGGGCGCAGCGUGCGGGGCAGUGUCCGGGGCAUCCUGCACUGGCGCAGCUCGUCCAGCGACUCCCCCCAGAGCUCCUCCCAGCUGCCCUCCAGCUACAGCUACACAAUGGGGGUCCAGGACGCUUGCACCGGCUCUUCCUCCAAGAGGAACUCUGGCACUCAGCCCCCUACACCCACCUCCUCCAUGCCUGUCUCCCUCUCCCUGCCCCUCUCCCUCCCCCACUCCUCCUCCUCCUCCCUGCCCCCGUCUUCCUCCAGCAGUGCCACCUCCCUCUCGCUAUCGGAGGCACGGGACCGCCGGCGGAGCAAUGGCGAGGGGGGAGAGAAGGAGAAGUGGAGCCACCGGCUGGAGAAGCUGCGUCUGUCUCGCUCCCCGCCCCCCGUUCUCUCUUCGGCACCCACUUCAGCCGUGGUGUCACCUUCUUCCGGCCUGCCCCCCAGCAGCAGCAGCAGCGCCACCCCGAGGAAGACGGGCCGACUGGUGAGGGAGGGAGGAGUCAGCGUCAGCUCCUCCAUGCCAGAUGAGUUUGCCGGGAGCCACGGUGGUUUCCCUGGCUUUUCCUUCGGCCUGCUGCACCACGGCACACAAGAACACAACAACGCUGGUACUGGCUUAAACAACACCUCGUCCACCGCUAACGCCGCUCAGACAGCUGCAGUGCAGCCUCUCGUCCCUGGGGGCACUGUGGGCUGGAGGGGUGGUCGGUGGCACAAGUGUCGACUGGUCCUGAGGGAGAGGGACAAGGAGGGGGAGCGCGGCGAGGAGUACUAUCUGGAGUUCUUCAUCCCGCCUAAAUCCUCCAAGCCCAGGCUGACUAUCCCAUGCUGCUCUAUUGUGGAUGUGAGGAGCACCACAGCCCUGGAGGUGCCUGACAAGGAGAACACCUUCCUCCUUCAGUUGGAGGGACAGGUGCAGUAUGUGAUUGAGACGCGAGACGCUGUGCAGAUGAGAGCUUGGUUGAGUGACAUCAGGAAUGGUAUAUGUAUCAGUGAACAGGAGGACAUAGAAGCUGUGUGUGGGGGACCCAUGGACAUCAGUGGAAUGCCAGAAUUCAGUGACCGCCUCUCUCAAGUGUGUUAUGGCGGUGUGGGCGGCUCCUCCCCGCUGAUGGACCCUCUCCCCCCAGAGUUACCGCCCCGCGCCCCUCUGGACGAAUCAGACGGACGCGUGGGUGGAGCUGGCCUAGGCACACCAUUUGCGGAGACGCCAGAUGCCACAGGUUCCUUCCUGUUCUCAGAUGUGGCGGAGGCGGUGGAGCACCCUCUGAGCGAGUGCCAGUGGUUCCACGGGACGUUGUCGCGCCUGAAGGCGGCCCAGCUUGUGCUGGCAGGGGGUACAGCCAGCCACGGCGUCUUCCUUGUGCGCCAAAGCGAGACACGCCGCGGGGAGUACGUCCUCACCUUCAACUUCCAGGGCAAGGCCAAGCACCUGCGUUUGUCUCUGAACGAGGACGGCCAGUGCCGGGUGCAGCACCUGUGGUUCCAGUCCAUAUUCGACAUGCUGGAGCACUUCCGCGUGCACCCAAUCCCCCUGGAGUCUGGGGGUGCCUCGGACGUCACUCUCAUCAGCUUUGUGGGCGCCACCGCCGUCCGGCAGCCAGGCCGGGACAGGGCAGGCAGCCGGCCCACAGUCUGUGAUGUCAUCACCACGCGCCACCCUGACUCUCCAUCAACCCCCAUCUCUGACUGUGUACUUGACCAGCAGACCCCGUAGCCCCCCCCAGCCUCCUCCUCCACCCCUGCCCCCCGGCCGGCCGCCACCCCCAACCCCACCCCAGGAACGAGGGAACGAGGCCGAGCUGGGAGGAGGUGGGGGAGGAACUGCAGCAACUGCAGGAGGAGGUGAAGGAGCGGAGGACUGGGAGGAGAGGGAAGCUCCUCUUCGCCAACUGGAGGGGGUGGAGGGUGAAGAGCGGGAAGGAGGGAGGGCAAGAGCCAUUGACAACCAGUACUCCUUCUUCUGAGGAGGGAGGGGGGUGUUUGUGCGAAAGGGAGAGUGGAGGAGGCGGGAGUCAUAGCCAUUCAUAACCAGUAUUUGUAUUUUGUUACGAGACUGAGGGGAAGGGGUUAGAAGGACGUACUAACACUAUUAAAACACAAGCAUUCUGGGAGAUUCAGCCAGAUGGAGAGAAAGAGAAAACGGGUGAAAGAGAAGAGAGGGGAUGGGAGCACCUUACAACACUAAGUAAAGGUACACUAAGUAAAGGUACAGUAAGUAAAGGUAACACUAAUGUUUAGCGAGAUAAGCUUUUUUGCUGGUACACCUCUCGGUACGCUUUUUGUAGACUUUUGAAUCCAUUUAUGGAUGUAGGUAGUGAGAGAUAUCCUCUGAACCCAGCAGUACCAUACCUCAAUAUCCUGCAGACAUUCUACUGGCCAGCAGUACACUUUCAGAGGUAGAGAUGGAGGACAACCAUAUACUUACUAGGUGGCAAAGAGACUAGGCUAGAACCGGCAGGCAGGAUACAUAUACCUCAGUCACUCUUUCAACCUCACUCUUUCUCUCUGUCUCUCUUUUUCUCUCCACUCAUUUUCUGGUUUUCUUUAAUGGUAGAGAAGUGGCCAGAGGUAGAGAGCGAUUAUAUCUAUCCUUCACAUAAAAAAAUGCUUUGUUAUUGAUAAUAAUGAUAUGAUUAACAAUAAUGAUAAAGGAAAUAAUGAUGAUGGUCGGAAAUAAUAGUAUUAAUUUUAUUUUUUAAAUGCCUUUUAUUGUAUGUUGUUUACUCUGUAAUUGCGUAACACUUGUUCCUGCCCCCAUUCGGUUAUUUCAGUUGAAAUUUGUUUGCCUUUUAAAAAUAUUCCUAAGCCUCAUACUCAGUCUUUCCCUCACGCUCAUACAGUCCUCUCCUCCUGGACCUCAUCCAAAUUUAAUUUUAAAGUGCAGAAAUAGAAAAUAAGAAAAAUAUAAGGGGGGGGGGGGGGGACAUUUUUCUACUUGUGCCUUUCUUUGUUAUCACCUCUGUCGUACUCCUUCAACCUGUGCCUGGGUUGUGUGGCCAUGUCCGUCUUUCUGCCAUUCAGUUCAGUGCCUCUUUCUUUCUCUUUGUAUCCCCCUCCUUCCUCUUUGUUUAUACCUUCACUUCUUCUGUUUGUCCUCUACUCUGAGCUUUGUCAUCUUUUACACAUCUUACCCCCAUCCCCCUGUUCAUCCUUUUCAAAUGUUGAUCUCUAUUUGUGCCUUUCUGUCUCUGUCGCUCUCUCUUUUGCUGGGACCUUGUGUUGACGGUGGGCAGGGUUUUGUCCAACCUGUGUGGUUAGUUUCAGGUACAACAUUGAAUUAAAUGAUAUGAUAUAAUAUAAUUAUACUGAAAGUUUUUGGCCUCGUGUGUUGUUGCUUUGGUUCACUGUAAUUGUUUCUUACUGAAUAAAGGGGAAGGAUGUAAAGGAA
Molecule: messenger RNA, 5975 nt
Organism: Oncorhynchus kisutch (coho salmon)
Lineage: Eukaryota; Metazoa; Chordata; Actinopteri; Salmoniformes; Salmonidae
Gene: sh2b1
Product: SH2B adaptor protein 1
Exons: 10
Coding region: 1608-4301 (897 amino acids)
Biological process (GO): intracellular signal transduction
Cellular component (GO): plasma membrane
Molecular function (GO): transmembrane receptor protein tyrosine kinase adaptor activity
Source: RefSeq, a predicted model, not a curated record